AUGACGACGCCUACUCAGGAGCCACACGAGGCAUUGGCCGCCGAUACAUUUGACGACAGCGACUCGACUUUCUCAGGCGAUACAAUUUUCCCAACGACGCGUCUGAAAGUGACCGUUUGGGUAGGUUUAUCAGCAGGCCUUAGCCUAUGUUACGUACUGAGUGUUGGUGAAGAUCUUCAGCAUAAUCUCUGGCUACUCACCCUUCAUGGAGAGCUCGGGCUCAGCCCAAAGAUCACGGAGCCUGCCAAGAGGGUCAUGGAUGUUGGAACCGGAACUGGUAUUUGGGCUAUCGAAUAUGCGGAUCUUCACCCCGAAGCGCAGGUCAUUGGUGUAGACCUUAGCCCUAUCCAACCUUCAUUGGUCCCACCGAACUGCGCCUUUGAAAUCGACGAUCUCGAAAAAGAAUGGAUGUGGACAGAACCAUUCGACUUUAUCUUCUGUCGCGUCAUGACAGGAUCCUUCGCCGAUAUGGAGAAAUUCGUCCAAAAUGCCUAUGCUAAUCUUGAACCCGGCGGCUACCUUGAAAUGCAAGACCUAACUUACCCCAUCGCCUGUGAUGAUGGAACCCUGCCCCCAGACUGCGAGGUUCUCCGCUCCGGUCUUCUCAGCAUCGAAGCCAGCGCCAAAGCAGGACGAGCCAUUAAUCUUGCACCUAAGUAUAAGACCUUCCUUGAGAAGGCUGGUUUUGUUGACGUGGUGGAGAAGCAGUUCAAGUGGCCUAUUAACGAGUGGCCCAAGGACAAACACUACAAGGAACUGGGCAGGUGGUCUUAUGCCAAUAUCAAUAAUGGACUGGAGGGUCUAUUGCUUGGAUUGUUUACGAGAUUCUUGGGCUGGAGUGCGGAUGAGGUCCGCGUGUUCUGCAGUGCUAUGAGAAAGCAGCUGCGCGAUCGAAGUAUCCAUGCUUAUAUCCCGGUCUACGUGGUUUACGGAAGAAAACCAUUAGAAGAGCUUGCAAGUAAAGCUUAG
Messenger RNA from Fusarium subglutinans, 969 nucleotides. RefSeq names its product methyltransferase. The transcript has 8 exons. The record is from RefSeq and is a predicted model, not a curated record. NCBI's taxonomy places the organism in Eukaryota, Fungi, Ascomycota, Sordariomycetes, Hypocreales, Nectriaceae. Gene Ontology annotation, molecular function: methyltransferase activity. Bases 1 to 969 code for a protein of 322 amino acids.